This is a messenger RNA of Sus scrofa (pig), 2561 nucleotides long. It is a transcript of the gene AGO2, whose product is annotated as argonaute RISC catalytic component 2. The record is from RefSeq and is marked provisional. Gene Ontology annotation, biological process: regulation of DNA-templated transcription; regulatory ncRNA-mediated gene silencing. Lineage: Eukaryota; Metazoa; Chordata; Mammalia; Artiodactyla; Suidae. Gene Ontology annotation, molecular function: RNA binding; endoribonuclease activity, cleaving siRNA-paired mRNA; protein binding. Gene Ontology annotation, cellular component: RISC complex.
UGCUCGCGCCUCCUGCACCGCCACCGCCGCCCAUCCAAGGAUAUGCCUUCAAGCCUCCACCUAGACCCGACUUCGGGACCUCCGGGAGAACAAUCAAGUUACAGGCCAACUUCUUUGAAAUGGACAUUCCAAAAAUUGACAUCUAUCAUUAUGAGUUGGAUAUCAAGCCAGAGAAAUGCCCAAGGAGAGUUAACAGGGAAAUAGUGGAACAUAUGGUUCAGCACUUUAAAACACAGAUCUUUGGGGAUCGGAAACCAGUGUUUGAUGGAAGGAAGAAUCUGUACACAGCGAUGCCGCUUCCCAUCGGGAGGGAUAAGGUGGAGCUGGAGGUCACACUGCCCGGAGAGGGGAAGGACCGCAUCUUCAAGGUGUCCAUCAAGUGGGUGUCCUGCGUGAGCUUACAGGCGUUACACGAUGCACUUUCGGGGCGGCUGCCCAGCGUCCCCUUCGAGACGAUCCAGGCCCUGGAUGUGGUCAUGAGGCAUUUGCCGUCCAUGAGGUACACCCCUGUGGGCCGCUCCUUCUUCACGGCGUCUGAGGGCUGCUCCAACCCCCUGGGCGGGGGCCGAGAAGUGUGGUUCGGCUUCCAUCAGUCGGUGCGGCCUUCCCUCUGGAAGAUGAUGCUGAACAUUGACGUCUCGGCAACAGCGUUUUAUAAGGCACAGCCAGUCAUCGAGUUUGUGUGUGAAGUCUUGGAUUUUAAAAGUAUUGAAGAACAACAAAAACCUCUGACAGAUUCCCAAAGGGUAAAGUUUACCAAAGAAAUCAAAGGUCUCAAGGUGGAAAUAACGCACUGCGGGCAGAUGAAGAGGAAGUACCGCGUCUGCAAUGUGACCCGGCGGCCCGCCAGUCACCAAACGUUCCCGCUGCAGCAGGAGAGCGGGCAGACGGUCGAAUGCACGGUGGCCCAGUACUUCAAGGACAGGCACAAGCUGGUUCUGCGCUACCCCCACCUCCCAUGUUUACAAGUUGGACAGGAGCAGAAACACACCUACCUUCCCCUCGAGGUCUGUAACAUAGUGGCGGGACAGAGAUGUAUAAAAAAGCUGACCGACAAUCAGACCUCAACCAUGAUCAGAGCCACAGCCAGGUCAGCCCCUGAUCGGCAGGAAGAGAUUAGCAAACUGAUGAGAAGUGCCAGUUUCAACACAGACCCAUAUGUUCGUGAAUUUGGAAUCAUGGUCAAAGACGAGAUGACAGAUGUGACCGGCCGGGUCCUCCAGCCGCCCUCCAUCCUCUACGGGGGCAGGAAUAAAGCGAUCGCCACCCCGGUCCAGGGCGUCUGGGACAUGAGGAACAAGCAGUUCCACACGGGCAUCGAGAUCAAGGUGUGGGCCAUCGCGUGCUUCGCCCCCCAGCGCCAGUGCACGGAGGUGCACCUCAAGUCCUUCACGGAGCAGCUCAGAAAGAUCUCGAGAGACGCGGGAAUGCCAAUCCAGGGCCAGCCGUGCUUCUGUAAAUACGCCCAGGGGGCGGACAGCGUGGAGCCCAUGUUUAGGCACCUGAAGAACACGUACGCCGGCCUGCAGCUGGUCGUGGUCAUCCUGCCCGGGAAAACCCCCGUUUACGCCGAGGUCAAGCGUGUGGGAGACACGGUGCUGGGCAUGGCCACGCAGUGCGUGCAGAUGAAGAACGUGCAGAGGACCACGCCGCAGACCCUGUCCAACCUCUGCCUGAAGAUCAACGUCAAACUGGGGGGCGUCAACAACAUCCUGCUGCCGCAGGGCAGGCCUCCAGUGUUCCAGCAGCCCGUAAUCUUUCUGGGAGCGGAUGUCACUCACCCACCCGCCGGGGACGGCAAGAAGCCUUCCAUCGCCGCCGUUGUGGGCAGCAUGGACGCCCACCCCAACCGCUACUGCGCCACCGUCCGUGUCCAGCAGCACCGGCAGGAGAUCAUCCAGGACCUGGCGGCCAUGGUGCGCGAGCUGCUCAUCCAGUUCUACAAGUCCACGCGCUUCAAGCCCACGCGCAUCAUCUUCUACCGCGACGGCGUCUCCGAGGGCCAGUUCCAGCAGGUCCUUCACCACGAGUUGCUGGCCAUCCGCGAGGCGUGCAUCAAGCUAGAGAAGGACUACCAGCCGGGGAUCACGUUCAUCGUGGUCCAGAAGAGGCACCACACGCGGCUCUUCUGCACGGACAAGAACGAGCGGGUUGGCAAAAGCGGAAACAUUCCAGCAGGCACAACCGUGGACACGAAAAUCACCCACCCCACGGAGUUUGACUUCUACCUGUGUAGCCAUGCUGGCAUCCAGGGAACAAGCAGGCCUUCCCACUAUCACGUGCUUUGGGAUGACAAUCGUUUCUCUUCCGAUGAGCUGCAGAUUCUCACCUACCAGCUGUGUCACACGUAUGUGCGCUGUACGCGCUCCGUGUCCAUCCCGGCGCCAGCCUACUAUGCUCACCUGGUGGCCUUCCGGGCCAGGUACCACCUGGUGGAUAAAGAACAUGAUAGUGCCGAAGGAAGCCAUACCUCCGGGCAGAGCAAUGGACGCGACCAUCAGGCCUUGGCCAAGGCCGUGCAGGUCCACCAGGACACGCUGCGCACCAUGUACUUUGCGUGA